CCACCCAUCGUGGUAAACCAGCACCAUUACUACCUCGGAGGCCCGCCCCCUUCGCAAGCCCCUGAACCGCCGCGCACAGAAUUCUCGCCCCCGGGAAAGCUGAAUCUUGAACCGGCAGUAAACUGGGCCAAGGAGAUAUGUCAAGCAACAUGCGUCUCGCAGUUGAUAAACCAGUCGCGGCCACUGUGGAGUGAUUGCGGGAGUCAGCUGGUUGGCCAAGGCAACGCUGUGAUGGAUCAAGUAUCCAACCGCUUUGAUCAUGUGUUGACCAUGAUUGACCGGGGUAACUGCGAUGGGAAAGAGCAGGACUUGAUGGCCUGGGCGCCAAUGCAGUCACCCUCGCAAUCCGCGCCGCCCGGCGCCUCGGCUAGAGAGAAGGGCUUGCCCAAGGGAAGCCGGAAACCGCACAGUAAAGGCAAUCCCAAGGGGCAGACAACCGCAGCAGCAACAGUCGUGUCGGGGAGCAUCUUCUCAAGAGUCGAUCGCUACGCCAACUCAAGAUUGCCUAUGGAUUUGCCGCCUCUGAAACUAUACAUUUCUACCUAUCCACUGCUGUGCCUGGCAGCGCAGUACUCUGAACGUGUCUAUGACAAGCCGUCGGGCUCGGAGCGGCAUUUCCAUGUCGACGCGGACUGGAAGGCCGGCACCAAAGCCAUGGUCAUCAAGUCCAUGCCAAUGGACUACAUGAACACCAUUGUCUUUGCCAUUCGUGGAACCGCUAGUUUUAUGGAUUGGGCCGUGAACCUCAACAUGGAGCCCAAGUCUCCCGAGGGAUUUUUGGAUGACCCCGGAAACCUCUGCCAUGCCGGGUUCCUCUCUGUCGCCCGUAAAAUGGUGGCACCCGUGGCCCGCCGCCUGUGCAACCUGCUUGAGGAGGACCCCGGCCGCGCCUCGUACUCGCUGCUCAUCACGGGCCACAGUGCUGGCGGUGCAGUUGCAUCCCUCCUGUACAGUCACAUGCUCGCCAAAUCCAAGUCGGCCGAGAGCCAGCUGAAUGCGGUGGCCAGCUGCUUCAAGAGGGUGCAUUGCAUCACCUUUGGCACACCGCCGGUGAGCCUCAUGCCCUUGACACCGCCCAGGCCUCCCUCGAAAAAUUUGUUCCUCAGCUUCGUCAAUGAAGGGGACCCGGUGGCGAGGGCGGACAAGGCGUAUGUGAAGAGCCUUCUGGAGCUGUUUGUUGCGCCGGCGCCGCCCGUUCCCGCGGAAAAAGCACAAGUCGGAGGCAACAGCACCAAGAAGCCGCCCAAGGGGGACAAGAUGUUUAGCAGGCGCUCGGCGGCGGCUGGAGGCGGCUCGAAAACAAAGAGUGCGGGUCCGGUAUGGAAAGUCCCGCCGAACACGUUGAGCUGCGCAGGUCAGAUAGUGGUGCUGCGGACGGGUAGUCCGAAGGCACGACUCAGCGGGAAGAAGACAACAGUGGAAGAGCGAAUACAAGAAGGCGUGGUAGCGCAGCUGGCGACAGACGAGCAGCUCCGUACCGUCAUUUGGGGAGAUCCCGUCAGCCAUAUGAUGAAGCUCUAUGCUGGGAGGAUCGAGACGCUUGCUGUUAACGCCGUCAUCGGGCAGGGA
Canariomyces notabilis is the source of this 1569-nucleotide messenger RNA. Its product is annotated as alpha/beta-hydrolase. NCBI's taxonomy places the organism in Eukaryota, Fungi, Ascomycota, Sordariomycetes, Sordariales, Chaetomiaceae. Gene Ontology annotation, biological process: lipid metabolic process. The transcript is spliced from 3 exons. The annotation marks the transcript as partial. The record is from RefSeq and is a predicted model, not a curated record.